Molecule: messenger RNA, 1167 nt
Organism: Spirometra erinaceieuropaei
Lineage: Eukaryota; Metazoa; Platyhelminthes; Cestoda; Diphyllobothriidea; Diphyllobothriidae
Source: the annotation of a GenBank genome assembly
AUGUCCGCCGCGGGACAAGCUUAUUCACUUCGGGCGAAAGAUCGAGAUGAAAGGAUAGAAAUCCCAGAACACAACUAUCGUGAGGGAGGUUUUAAAUCCCAAUACUUCCGAGGAGGCUGGUAUGUUCCAUCAGAACGCAGGUGGGAAAAGUAUUAUGAGCAUCACUUUCUUCCGCCGCUGACCCGGAGAGACGCUAUCGAUUUUUCGCGUGAGAGUGAAUACGUCGAUUUUAAACGGAAGACGAAUAAACAUUACGGUAGCAUAUUCCUUGCAGCUUUUUUGUGACUAUCAUAUCCAGAAAAAUCCCUGCUGGGUCAUAUUCCUCAAUCAGUACCCUAUGUCAAGUGGAAUGGACACAGGCGCAUUCCCCAAGAGCCGUGUACCUCCACCUUCGAACCGAAGUGCUUCGGAGAAAUUGAAUGGGAUGGUCCUGGCUACUAUGGAUACUACCACGAGGUAAUCAGUGAAUACGCACUUUAUGAUACAACUUUAAAUUGUCGUUAACAGUCCAUACUGAUGUUAAAGACUGCAAGGUCAUUCGGCAGGUCUUGCUCUAAAUGAAAAGUAAAAGACUACUGGCGCGUUUGAGGCUAGCUCUUCUGAGUCUGCUCAUGACUGUGUCUGAGAAGAAGUACGGAAUUUUUUCGCUGCUUAUCUUCCUAAGCCGAAACUAGAAGUGGUCGGUUUUGUGCUCUUUUUUGCAGUCUGCAUCUGAACGAAUGUUGUACUCCUGAAUUACUUUAUUCCUUACAGCUGGUGUGGUAGCUAAGCAUAUCACUCUGGUCCUAACUAUACACAGGCCAGCUAAAAUAAGUAACAAUAAUAAUAAAUAAAGUAAAUAAAUAAUAAAAUAAAUGAUGCGACCGCCGUGUUUCUUUACAAUAUCCUUUUCGUGCGUUGGAUUUACUAACAAUCUGCUAAUUCUUAGCGGCAUAUCUAAACCAUACUUGCAAUAAAACACUUUCAUUCAAAUGCUGGCUCGAUUCUCAUUACAUGCUCUACUGAUGACUUUCUAACUCUCAGAGUCUUAGCCAUGCCGGGAGAUCUACUUUUCACCAAACUCAAUUUUAGGCGCUGGAUAUGUUUAAUCGGGAGGAGUGCAGACCGCCUCGGCCAGGAUGCUGCCAAAGACGGUGUAUUAUUGACAGCCGCGUUAUUCUGGACUAG